Molecule: messenger RNA, 810 nt
Organism: Truncatella angustata
Lineage: Eukaryota; Fungi; Ascomycota; Sordariomycetes; Amphisphaeriales; Sporocadaceae
Exons: 1
Coding region: 1-810 (269 amino acids)
Source: RefSeq, a predicted model, not a curated record
AUGACAUCUUGCAAGAAAGGUGAUCUGCGACUCGAGGCACAGCGCCUAGAGAAAUGGACCUACGAUCAGUUCGCUGAGUACCAACAUCAACACCUCCGGAAUGACGGCUACGAGUACGAUCUCAGCACCAAGGCUAAGAACUAUAUCCAGCGUUGGAUCGACAUCGACACGGCGUCCUGUCACUUUCAAGGAGUUGACGAGGACUUCUGGAAAGUCUCGCUGACUGUCUAUGAAAAGAUGCGCAGCGUCCCAGAGACGAAGCGCGUCGCCUUCUUCUGUCGGGAAAAUGACUUUGUCGAGAAGAACACCAGCAUGGACGACCGGGCGGUGACGGGAAAGGAGAUCGGCACCCUGGCGCUGAUGUACUCUCUCAUCGUCCAGAUGAUCGACCUGCUGCCCGGGAGCGACAACGCCCAGUUCGAGGCUAGCUUGCUGGCACAUCUCAAGCGCAUCGAUGGCUCGAAAUGUACAUGCCAAGACGGCCUGGACGCGAUCACCCACCUUCUUGCCCUGCUGGGCAACGACAUGGUUAUCAUCAUCGACCACGUCGAUGCGCUCGAGACCGACAACAGCGCCAGGGAGGCGAAUGCAAUCUGGACCACGCUGAAGGCCAAGCUCGGCGCUCACUUCUUCAAGACGAGAACUUGGUACUCAUACUAUAGGCAAGGUGCCAGUUGCUAUCAAGAUGUUGGGUACUCGAAAAAGGAACAGUUCUCGGUGGGGCCUGGAAUUCUUCAUCGCAAACACUCGUUGAAAGAGCUCGAUUUUGAGAUGCCCAAGAUUCCUCGUCAGCAGCAGUUUCCUCUUUGA